AUGAAUCAGUCAGACAGAGACGGCGCGAGUCGCGUAAAGGUUGUGAAUCGAGUUCUUAUUUUCAUGAGCUUGUGUUGUUCAAUUCAAUCCCUACGUAUUGAUAAGAGAAACACUGAUAAGAACGUCUGUCAACGCCUGUUUGACACUCGUAGUGUGAUCGCAAUGAUCGCAAAUUGAAAUCAUAAUGUUUUUCUAUUGAAAUGUGCAUCGAAAUGUGAAUUUCAUAUAAAUAAAAUAGUGUUUGUUAAUGAAACAUCGAGGGGCGCACAUGAACAUCCCAAAGCGAAUGACGUGAGUGACAGUGGCGCCACCGCGGCCGUCGGCGCGAACUACAGCCAGUAGACGAAUUUCGCUCGGUGGGUAAUGUGAGGUUGAGCGAAUUAAUCCAAGUUUCUCACGAAAUGGCCAGCAAUAUGAAGCCGAUGCACAAAAGCAAGCACUUCCCGAUAGACCAGCUCGUGUGUGUCGGCAAUUACGAGCUGGAGAAAACGAUUGGCACGGGAAAUUUCGCUGUUGUAAAACUCGCUACACACAUUAUUACUAAGAGUAAGGUAGCAAUAAAAAUUAUAGACAAAUCGAGGUUAGAUGAAGACAAUUUAAAAAAAACUUUCAGAGAAAUAGCUAUUAUGAAGAAAUUGAGGCAUCCACACAUAGUCAGGUUAUAUCAGGUUAUGGAGAGCAGUCACACAAUAUAUUUAGUUACAGAAUAUGCUCCAAAUGGAGAGAUUUUUGAUCACCUAGUAUCACGGGGUCGCAUGACUGAGCCCGAAGCGGCGCGGGCGUUCGCACAAAUGGUAGCGGCUGUCGGCUACUGCCACGCUCACGGCGUGGUGCACAGAGAUCUCAAGGCAGAAAACCUGUUGCUGGAUAAGGAUAUGAAUAUUAAGUUGGCAGACUUCGGCUUCAGCAACGAGUACACAGCAGGGUCCCCGCUGGCUACGUGGUGUGGGAGCCCGCCAUACGCCGCCCCCGAGCUGUUCGAAGGCAGGCAGUAUGACGGGCCUAAGGCGGAUAUCUGGUCACUCGGCGUAGUGCUAUACGUGCUAGUAUGUGGCGCCCUACCUUUCGACGGCAGCACGCUACAUGAACUGAGGAGCGUCGUGCUCAGCGGGAAGUUCCGAAUACCUUACUUCAUGUCACAAGAUUGUGAACACCUCAUCCGUCACAUGUUGGUAGUAGAACCCGAGAAACGCCUCUCGCUCCGCAGCGUGGCGCGACAUCGCUGGCUCGCGGCACACCAGCCAGGACCCGGCCCUGGACAAUAUGACGCAUGGGGCGGCGCGUGCGCAUGCCACUCGGGGCUGGAGCCGCGCAGCUCGGCGGCGCAGGCGCACACCGUGCGGGCACACAUGCUCACACUGCCCGGACUCACGCAGGGACAUAUAGACCAGGCGUUACAAGAAGACCGCUUCGACCACAUCUCGGCUAUCUACCACUUGUUGAUGGACAAGCUGCAACAGCGGACCAGCGCCAGGAAUAGUCUGCAGCAUAGAGAUUCAUUAGAUUCAACAACUGGUCAGCCCUUGGAUCUCACAAGUUGUAAGAACACGCAAGAAGAACAGAUGGACGCAGAAGAGAGUACGACACAAGACUGCCUGGUGACGGUGCCGUGCGAGCCUGUCGACUACCUCACUGACCAGCCUGAUAACUUGGAGAAGUUCGGCUCAACAGAAGCGCCGGUAGUGGAAGAGCCACCUUCUCAACCAGUCCUCACCAGCACCGCGGAGACUCACGCCACCAGGAGACAUACCGUCGGACCGGGAGACUGCCGGCAUACUCAGGGCGGCGAGCUGGGUGUGUGCGGCGCGGCGUCGGCGGACCUCAGGCCUUCGCCGCUAUACGUGUCCGCGCACUUUAAUCAACAAGCCUCCCCCAACGUAUCAAUGCUACCGAACACGAACCUGGCCGCAAAGCUACCGGCCGUGCAGCAUCAGCCGCCUCGCUACUUCAGCGUCAAGGAUCAGCACCUGCUCAAACCGCCGCAUGCCAUGCAGACUCAAGCGUCAACAUUCGGUCGGCGCGCAUCAGACGGCGGAGCCCACGUGCCGCGCGGCCGCGAGCGAGCCUGCUGCCACUCCGCACCCGCACACCAUGUGUCUGAUAGUGGAACGCCGGCGCGAGCUGAAGACGCAGAGCAGACGGAAGAACAGAAUACUGAUUCUGCUUAUAACACCAAUUUAUGCAGGUAUAUGAUGAACCGCGGUAGCAGUAAACGCCACACGAUGGCGACGCCGGAAGACGCGGCCAACGUCGUCACUUCCAGCACCGGCUCUAUGCAAAGCACGUCGCCAUCUUCAACAACGAGCAUACGAGUGCGCAGAACUGGUCUCCUCACCGUCACAGAGCGACCGCCCGUUAUUAGCCCUGAGUUAGUAAUGGAGGUCGAAGCAAGAAUGAAGAGGAAUUACUUACCACCUUCUAUGCAAUACCAAAACCAGAGUGGGUACCAAAGUCCCCCAACACCAACUGGGACAAUCCCCAACCCUGUACCACAGUCCCCCACUCAGGGAUCCAUAACCGCUGGUACCCCAAGUUAUAGCCAAAAUACUGGCAACCAGAAAUCCAUGAAACCAGUUCUUGAAACUAUACCCCAAGGCAGCAUUAUGGGGACUAAAGGGUCUAUAAUGUGUGGUACACCGAUAAGUCAAGCGGCUUCCCCAUUCACCCCAACUUUGGGACAGUUUUCCCCAAGUCAUGGGAGUGUGGUUACACAAAAUGUGGGAUCGAUAACUAGUGGUACACCUCUCAAUCAAGGAUCGAUAAUGUCUGGAACACCGACUUAUGAUAAUACGACUUUUGCCGGUUUUGGUACAAAUAACUUUGGGAGCAACUCUAGUGGUUCUUUCAGUAUGAAUACACAGAAUGUUAACAGUUUUGGUUCGAUCACUAGUGGUACACCUAUGAGUCAGGGGUCUUAUCAAAACGCCGCCAUGAAUCAGGGGUCAAUAUCUGGCGGGACCCCAAUGAACACAGGUUCAUUCCAAUCCACCAAUCAAACUUCUUACCAAAGUACAUCGAUGUCUCAGCCAUCAUUCCCGAAUGCCCCCAUCAAGAAGGGGUCUAUAACUGACGGGACCCCAAUCGCUCAAAAUCCUUUCCAAUCCUCCCCAAUGAACCAAGGUUCGUAUCAAAACGUUCCUAUGAACCAAACUCCAUUUUCUAGCACCCCUAUCAAAAAGGGGUCUAUCACUGAUGGCACGCCUAUCACCCCUUACCAAAAUCCCCCAAUUAAUUCAGGACCAGGGUCUUUCACCCCUCUAAACCAAGGUUCAAUGACGACCAUACCCCAAUCCUCAUUUUCCAAUCCUUGCUUAACCCAAACAUUUGAAAACUCACCGAUGUACCAAAGCUCUUAUACUUCCGAAUCUUUCAUAACAGCCCCAAUUAAAAAAGGUUCUAUAACCGAAGGUACACCGAUCCAAAGUCAAUUUUCCAACUCCCAAGGUACAUUUAAUUCUGGUAAUCAGUACCAAAAUCAGCAAGUUACGCCAAUGAACCAGGCUUACCAAACUCCCCCACCCAACCAAGGGUCUUUAAUGAACCAAAGCUCUUUUCCGAACGCCACUGGAAGCCCAAGUGGUACAAAUUACCCCACCCCAAUGAACCAGUCGUACCAAAAUGCCCCAUUGAAUCAGGGCUCUAUAUCAAGUGGUACACCUACGUACCAGCCUAUGGGACAAUCGUACCAGAGUACUGGGAACAUGCAAGGGUCGAUCACUGCUGGGACGCCGCUGAACGCCGGCAGUGGAGGGUUUAACCCUCAAUAUAGUACAAAGCAGAGGAAAUAUUCGGGACCGCAGAGGGUUAAGUUGCAAAUGUUGGCUACCGUGCAAGAAAUGGCUCGCGAGCACGCGGAGCGCUACUCGCCGGUGCGACGCGCCGAGUGCUCGCCGCCCCGCGCCGCGCACGACAUCGCGUCCGCCAGGCUCGAGUAUCAGCAGCUACAGCGUGGCUUGGAGCGUCGUAGCGGCGGGCCGGGUGCUUCGCCCCCGCACGCCGAUGUCAGGCUACAUACGCCCGGGACUUCCAUGCCCGGGUCCCCAAUCCACCCCGCCGUGACAGCGUCUCCCUUGGACCUGAACACGGUGUCGCCGGAAGCCGCUCGCGCCGUGCUGCUGGCAGUCAGGAACAUCAUGACAGACCCCGCCGCUGUUGAUACGCAUACCAGCUUACUGCUAACACAGGACGUAGCGCUAAAAAUCGGCAUCAACCUACACGCGCUAUAUUCCCCCCACGUGAACAUAUCGCAAGAAAUACUAAAAUCCAUUCAUUCUUACAACAACUUCGCUUUACUAUCCGGCCACACCUCUCCUGCCAGCCCAGGGUCCCCACUCCACCAGAUCACCGAAGGUCUCAGCUACCUGCACACGGGGUCCAUAACUAGAGGGACCCCUCAAGCAUCAGCGACACCCUUGGACCUCAGAAGCAACAUAGAUAUGGAUACAGGACAGUACCAACAAUUACACCCUUUAGUCCACUCUCAAAUCCACAUGGUGACCCAUAGGUCUUUGAAUAACUCCCCUAUUUCGAACCCUGGGUCUCCCUUAGAUAUGAUUCAAGAAGAAAUAGGGAAUGGGUCACAUUUGGACAAGAAUUUUCAUGAAAGCAUGAGGUUUGUACCUAGUUUUGCUCCAACACAUCCUCAGAUAAGUUUGACAGAUUGCUUGGGGUCAGAAAUUACUCUUGUGGCUUCGUCGUCUGAAGAUAGUAUGGACAGCUUAGAGAAUACGAAGUACGCUUUACCACAGUUCGUGAUCUCUGAACCAUCUGACUUGGAUGAUCGGCCGUCUAUAACUAAGGGGAUUGGGAGGAAAGUCAGCCAGGAGACAGAACAGCCAGAGCCGAAAGAAGAAGUAAUUGCUGAUAAAGACGCGGAAAUGCAAUCCCCUAAAGAAAGUGUGGAUGAAACGGCGAAAUUCUUGACUGAAGAACUAAAAUAUCCAGGAAGAAGAGGGAGUGAUAAGUCGCUCGGUUUUAGCGAUGAUUCGCUAAGCAAUGACUCGGCGAAUGCGUCACCGAAUUGCGAGCAAAACAUACAAUCGAUAUACUCGAAUAUUGUAUCGAUAAGUUCCGGCUUCAGCGAGAAUCGAGGGAGCUUCUCAGAGCAUCGAGAAUCGUUCUCAUUCUCGGAUAGAGGGAGUUUCUCAGAGAGAGGUGAUUUUGGGAGGUCCUCGUUUUCCGAAAGAAGUGAUUUCGGCAGAGGGAGUUUUUCUGAAAAGGGAGAAACUCCAAGGUCUUCUUUCUCCGCUCAAGGUACGUUAGGAGAAGUAAAAGAAUACUAUGAAGAUGUGUAUAUGUCUCGGGAUAACAGCCGACAGUGUUUGGAGAAAUGUGAUGAAGAAGGGACGCCCCCUAGCGAAGAAAUUGAGAAACUGCAGAGGUCCACAAUGGACCUCCGACUGACUGAAAUCUGUAGGCCUGAGGAGAAAAUACCAAUACUACUAAGUCCCCAAAAGGUUUCCUGUGUCCAAGAGUAUUAUGAAGUUACUUUAUCUACAGUAUGUUCCAAGUUAGAUUCGCAAAGGAUAGUAGAGUUACUGAAAGAAGCGAUUAACACGAGGGUUCCACCGCAAAAUAUAUUUGUGGAAACAGACCAGAAAGAUGGCGACGGAACCCUAACUGGGUAUUUGAAUCUAGAAUAUUCUGGGGGCAUACAAAUCGAGCUGGUCUUAUGUGAAAACAAGGCGAUGGAGAAAAAAGGCUUGAAAAUGCGACGGAUAUCCGGUGACCAGAGAGAAUACGGUAAACUAUGCGAACAACUAAUCACAAGUUUAACUGUCUAACUUUAUAUUUCCAAAAAAAUACCAGCCGGUAUUACUAACACAAUGUUUAACUCAUCUGUCAAUCUGACGUUUUAUUUGAACUGUCAAAGUGACGUUCAUGAAGUACAAUUUUGACAGCUGUCAAAUUUAACUUUCAACGGAUUUUUGCCGUUUUCGAAUGCAUUUAAAGUUUUCCCGUUUCAUUCCUGUUGUGUGAAUUAAAAGCAGAUUGGUAUGUCGAAAGAUUUUGAAAACAAAAUUGUGUGAAAAAGCUCGCUCGGCCACGAUAUAUUUCAAAAUUGUUCACUUUAUUCAAUUUUUUUUGAAGAUCCUAGGUAUAUUUAUGCGACAAAACUCUUAAAGUUUAAUGUUUUUAUACAGUAAGCGUCCAAUGAGUUAGUAAUUCUGAAGUUAGUCAUUUGACUCUUUGCGCAUUUACAUAUCCAUACAGAUAUUAUAUGUAGAGUUGCUUUGCCUGUGUGAAGUUGGCUACGGUUGAAAAAUGCUACUGCGGACGCGUGAAAUGACAAAUGCCUAAAUUCAGAAUUGCAAAGAUACUUGGUGUGAACUGUACCUAUUAUAUGACAUAUUUUUUUCUUGUAAAUGUUUGGUCUUGGACGCGAGCGAAGGCGAAAGAUAUAAUAAGUGAUAAUUGUGCAAUAUUAGGUAUGAAUCAAAUUGUGUACAGUUAGCGAGAAAAUAUACGUAUUCUACGUAAAACAUAAAAAAUAUAUCUAUCAGUUUAAACGGUAUUUUACAGAAAAAAAUUAAAAAUAGUUUUUUCAGUAAUCGCUGACUGUACCAGAAUAUUGGUAUUUUUAAAUAAUAUAUAAAUUCUUCCUAUUACUUGGGAUUUAACAUUCCGUCUAAAAAUCUUUAUAAAUUGUAAUAUUUUGGCCCAAUAUACUUUAAAAGCCAAAUUACACCGACAAUAUAAACGUCAGUUUUCUUAAAACAACUGUCCACUAUGAAUUUUUACGUUCAAAAUCAAAGUAAACAAUUGUUUUAAGAAAAACUGACGUUUGUGUUAUCGGUGAAACUUGUCUCACACGGUAGAACUGUCAUUCUUAUGUCAAAAGGGCCAUUUUGAAAAAUAAUUCCGUAUUUUAAAUUCAUCUUGCUAAUAUUGAUAAAUUAAAAAUCCGUCUUUAAUAAAGAAAAGCUUUCUAAAAUCUCUGACUCGUGAUUUGACAAAUUAUAUUUUAUUCUGUAAGUUACAUACUAAAGAAUUGACUAUCUAUGUACUUUUAUUUACUAUGCGAGUAAAAUUAUUAUUUUAUUUUUAUCGUACAUAACUUUUGCAUGCUACAUUUUACAAAAGUGUUUU
This is a messenger RNA of Helicoverpa armigera (cotton bollworm), 7089 nucleotides long. It is a transcript of the gene Sik3, whose product is annotated as Salt-inducible kinase 3. The coding region runs from base 402 to 5783 and encodes 1793 amino acids. Gene Ontology annotation, biological process: intracellular signal transduction; protein phosphorylation. Lineage: Eukaryota; Metazoa; Arthropoda; Insecta; Lepidoptera; Noctuidae. Gene Ontology annotation, cellular component: cytoplasm. The transcript has 24 exons. The record is from RefSeq and is a predicted model, not a curated record. Gene Ontology annotation, molecular function: protein serine/threonine kinase activity; ATP binding.